CAGAUCUACACGUAUCCCAUCAAGUCCCUCAGGGGGGUAUCGCUUCAUUCAAUACAUGCCAGGCCCACUGGCUUCGCAUAUGACCGCCAUUUCAUGCUCUGGGAUGUCGCCAAGAAGGAGAACCUCCAUAUCGGACUUCGACCUGCCCUCUGCCUCUUCACCACCAGGCUCACCCCUGAGGAUGGCCCUCGAAGCAUCGAGGUCCAAUAUGGCCUGAGUCAUACCUUCGACAAACCUUCUGAGCCCGUUGAACAGUCUACCUUAUCAGUACCCCUGGAGCCGGAUGUGAAGGAGUUGGCGCAGGUCACUGUAACAAUGCACUUUAGUCCAUGCUCGGCCUACGACAUGGGAGAAAAGUACAAUCACUGGUUCAGUCGUCGCUUGGGAUACCCUGUCAAGCUGCUCUACAUUGGAGACUAUCGAAGAAAGGUCCUAGGGAAUAUGGGCCAAGGAGUAGCGUCUGGGAUGUCCAAGUCACUUCAUCUCUCGUUAACAGCCAUCCCGUUCAGGAAAUGGCCAUGGAAAGGCGAGCCCUUGAUUACGUUUGCAGACCUUGCUGCCUAUCUCAUCAUCAGCCAGAAGAGCUACGAGGACGUCAACAAGAGGCUUCCCGACGAUGAGCAGAUGGAUAUUACCAAGUUCCGGGCCAACCUUGUUGUGUCUGGAGCCAAAGAAGAGUAUGAAGAAGACUAUUGGGCCGACCUGCGAAUUCGUGGGACCAUAACAAUGAAGCUGACGCAAAACUGCGCGAGAUGCAGCAGCCUCAACGUCGACUACGCCACUGGCAAGGCUGGCAAGACCGAGGCAGGCAAGGUCCUGAGGAAACUAAGCAAAGACAGGAGAGUUGACCCAGGCGCGAAAUGGAGUCCGAUAUUUGGCAGAUAUGGUUUCCUUACAUCGACCUCGAGCGAAGCUGACGCAGUUGUCAUCAAUGUCGGGGACGAGGUUGAGGUGACAAGGCGUAACUCAGAACGCACCAUC
Molecule: messenger RNA, 981 nt
Organism: Ilyonectria robusta
Lineage: Eukaryota; Fungi; Ascomycota; Sordariomycetes; Hypocreales; Nectriaceae
Product: MOSC domain-containing protein
Exons: 2
Molecular function (GO): catalytic activity; molybdenum ion binding; pyridoxal phosphate binding
Source: RefSeq, a predicted model, not a curated record